AUGGUGGCCGGAAGCUUCACGCAGGAUAUAGAGUCUCCCAUCGCUCCGGCCAGGCUAUGGAAGGCCGGCAUCCUCGACGCCGAUGUCCUCUUCCCCAAGCUCCUGCCGGAGGUCAUCGCCAGCAUCGACAUCAUCGAGGGCGACGGCGGCGUCGGCACCAUCAAGCAGUGCAACUUCACCCCAGGUUUGAUUCAUCGUCUCCCUCUCUCUCUUGAUUCAUCGUCUCCUUCCUUCCAUCUAUCUUUCCACCGGCGAUCGCCGGAGCGAGGACUGACGGCGGCGGGUGGAAUCGUUGCAGCGGUGCCGGACCAGAAGUUCGUGAAGGACCGUACCGAUGUGCUGGACGGGGAGAACUUCGUCUUCAAGUACACGGUAGUUGAUGGGGGGUUUCUGGGAUCGAGGAUCAGCUCCUACUCCUUUGAAUUAUCCUUCACCGUCUCCGGCGCCGGCUCCAAGGGGAAGCUGACGCUCAGCUACGAGACCGCCGACGAGACGCCGCUGUCGGAGGAGGAGGUGGGGAAGAUCAUCUUCGGCUCCGACGCCAUGAUAAAGGCGCUCGAGGGAUAUCUCCUCGCCAAUCCGGAUGCCUACGUCUAA
This is a messenger RNA of Spirodela intermedia, 597 nucleotides long. The record is from the annotation of a GenBank genome assembly. NCBI's taxonomy places the organism in Eukaryota, Viridiplantae, Streptophyta, Magnoliopsida, Alismatales, Araceae.